Clunio marinus is the source of this 7698-nucleotide messenger RNA. The record is from the annotation of a GenBank genome assembly. Lineage: Eukaryota; Metazoa; Arthropoda; Insecta; Diptera; Chironomidae.
CAGAAGGAAAAAAGUUUGCGAUUGUUUGGAAGACAAUUUUGCUUAUUCAAUUUUCGAUCAAAUUGCGUUUUCACUCAUUUAAAUUUAAAUAAUAAAUUCAAUAAUGUACCAAAGUUUUUAUUUAAGAAUUCCAUCAUCAAUAUCUAAUAAAUUUUAAAAAGCUAUACUUGACAUGGCUUUAUACGUUUGGGGAAGUGGCGCUUGUGGGGAGUUAGGACUAGGUGAGUCAGGUGGUGAGAGAGAAGACAUCAUUAAUGAUCCUCGAAAAAUGCAAUGGGAAGAAUCAGGAAACUUAAAGAAAGCUGCUUUGGGUGGACAACAUCAUUCAAUGGCUGUGAACGAAUGGGGACAGCUUUUUGUUUGGGGUUCAAACAGUUCAGGCCAAUGCGGAUUGGAGAAUGAUUCUUCGGUUAAUUAUCCUGUACCGAAGCUUGUGAAGUCGCUUGCAACAAUACAAAUAGUUCAAAUUGCUUGUGGACAAUAUCAUUCGUUGGCAUUGACAAAUUCUGGCGAACUUUAUAGUUUUGGAUCAAAUCUGCACGGUCAACUUGGUCUUGGAUUUGAAUCAGAAAAAGUGUUUAAACCAACACUCGUAAAAUCACUUGCCGGUGUUCCAAUUGCAUUCUUAUCAUGUGGAGGUAAUCAUAGCCUUGUUAUAUCGAAAUCCGGUGCCGUUUUUGGAUGGGGAAAAAAUCUUUAUGGACAACUUGGAGUCAAUGAUCAAAUAUCAAAAAGUUAUCCCACGCAAUUACGAACACUUCGAAGCAUUGGAGUUCGCUACAUCGCUUGUGGUGAUGAUUUUUCUGUCUUCCUUACACAAGAUGGUGGAGUAUUUAGUUGUGGUGCUGGUGCUUUCGGUCAACUUGGACAUGGAAUUUAUGGAAAUGAAAUUCUACCUCGAAUGAUUGUGGAGUUGAUGGGAAGUACUGUAACACAAAUCAGUUGUGGUCGUCGUCAUACAUUGACAUUUAUUCCUUCACGAAAACGAAUUUAUGGAUUUGGCUUGGACGGAAGUGGGCAAUUAGGAACGGGAAAGAAUUGUUCGAAAUCAUCAAUUCCUCAAACAGUUCAUGGACCUUGGGUGUCUGACACAAGCAUCUCAAAUGACAGUGAUCUCAUGAUUAAAAACAUUUUUGCAGGUGGAGAUCAUUGUUUGGUUUCACUUGUUUCUGGAACAUUAGGAGGUGAAGUUGACGACUUUAGAAAUUGUGUCAAUGAGCAUCAAAUCUGGUCACUAACAAAAAUAUUGACAAUCGAGUGUGCAAGUGUUAAAAGUGAUGAAACUAUCGAUAUGGAAUUAAUAACUAAAAUUGAAGUUGUUUUUAAACAUUUAGCUUGUUUUAAUGGAAGCUUCUUACUAAGUAAUAAUCAGCACAUUUGUUGUACCUCAAAACACCAUGGAAUUGAUAUGAAAGAAGCUGAAGAAGCCUUCGACUUUAUUAGAAAAAUCGAUCAUGAAAAUUUGAAAUCUUUGGUGUGGGAAUCAAUAACUAAUGAUUUAAUCAAUUCGAUAUCAUCAGCUCCGCCCGAUGUUGAAACACUUCGCAUAUAUUUGAUUUUGCCUUUUUAUCAUGAAUUUGUCAAUACAAAACAUUAUCAGAAAUUACACUCACCGUUUUCUAAGACAUUACUCAACUUGGAAAAGAUUCCAUUGAAGAUCAUUUCGGGAUGGUAUGCACUUACAACUUUAGAUUAUUUUGAACGACUUGUUAACAUUUUCAAAGAAGUUGUCAGAUAUUUUCUGCAUUUUGAAAUGUCAAAAAUUCAACUACAACCCAAUCGACAACUUUUAUUCGAAAACAACUUCUACCUGGCUCUCAGCAUGUUAUCGCUACUUUAUCAUGUCAAUCAUCAACAAAGAAAAGUAAAAGUGCCUUACGAAACAUUUCAUGUGUCUGAGAUUACCGAAUAUUUUGAAAUUCGUCACGAUUACAUUUCAUGGUGCUCGGAUUUAAAUCCAAAUUCAUUCUAUUUAUGUAAUUUUCCGUUUCUCUUUGAUGCAUCUGCCAAACAUUUAUUACUUCAAACCGAUCAAGCACUUCAAAUGCAUAAUGCCAUGCAAACAGCCGCUAGCAAUAUUUUUAAUCUUUUUGGUACUCCAGCAAAUAUUUACAUUGUCUUAAAUGUCACCAGAGAAAAUAUUGUUGAAGAUACCAUACGAGAGUUAUCACGCUACAACAGUGCUGAUCUAAUGAAGCCCUUAAAAGUAAAAUUUGCUGGUGAAGAAGCGGAAGAUGCUGGCGGUGUUCGUAAAGAAUUUUUCAUGUUGCUUUUAAAGGACGUUCUUGAUGCAAAAUAUGGAAUGUUUAAGUACUAUGAGGAUUCUCGUGCCCUGUGGUUUGCUGAAGAUUCUUUCGAGAGUGAAGAAAUGUAUAAACUCGUUGGGAUUCUUUGUGGACUAGCAAUCUAUAAUUUCACAAUCAUCAACAUCUCUUUUCCACUUGCACUUUACAAGAAAUUACUCAACGAAAAGCCAAAUUUAAGUGACUUAAAAGAAUUGUCUCCAACUUUGGCUCAGUCAAUGCAAAGUAUUUUAGACUAUGAUGGUGAUGAUAUGUCUGACGUAUUUGGGUUAUCAUUCGAAGUGUCGAGAAUAUAUUUUGGUGAAAAUCGAGUAUUUGAACUAAAACCAAAUGGCUCAAAUAUUUCGGUUACUCAGGAAAAUAAAAAAGAUUUCGUUGACCUAUACAUCGACUUUAUUUUUAAUAAGUCAGUUGAAAAGCAAUAUAAAGGAUUUCACGAAGGUUUUAUGAAAGUUUGUGGUGGACGAGUUAUGAAACUUUUCAAACCUCAUGAACUUAUGGCAGUCGUUGUGGGAAAUGAAGAUUAUGAUUGGAACGAAUUUGAAACCCAUGCUGAAUAUAAAAACGGAUAUACAUCGAGUGAUCCAACUGUAAGAAUGUUCUGGGAUGUUUUUCAUGAGUUAUCAUUGGAAGAUAAGAAGAAAUUUUUAUUAUUUUUAACUGGAAGUGAUCGUAUCCCGAUUCAAGGAAUGAAAGGAAUAAAGACCACGGAGUUCACAACUGAUCCACCAGACAUCGCAAUAGAAAAUCUUUAUCCUGCUUUAAUUCAAUGUUUCGCAAUAAUAACGAUCGGUUACAUUGCUGCGCGUCUCAAUAUAAUAACAAAUGCUGGCGCUAAAGGUUUCCACACAUACGUAGGCACGUUUGCACUGCCAUCACUGAUUUUUUUAUCACUCUCUGAAAUAAAAUGGGAAACAGUCAACUGGAAAUUUCUUCUCGCAAUCCUCAUUUCAAAGUCAAUAGCGUUUUUCGCGGUCAUGCUGAUCACCUUGCUUGUUGUGCGACCGCUGAACUUUGGAAAGUCUGGAAUUUUAGCAAUUUUUUGUACGCAAAGCAACGAUUUUGCGAUUGGAUUUCCAAUUGUUGAUGCAUUGUAUUCAAAAAUACAUCCUGAAUAUUCAGCGUAUAUCUACUUGAUGGCGCCAAUAUCUCUUGCCAUUCUUAAUCCAAUUGGUUACAUAAUGAUGGAAAUUACAAACCUGCAAAUAAAAAAUAAAGAACAAGCGUCACCGACAACAUCACCAGUGAGAUGUUCCCAGACAGCAGAAACUAAUGGUAGAAGAAAAAUUUUACGAGGAAAAUGUCUCGUCGUAGUUCACACAAUGAGAUCAAUUUUUAUGAAUCCAAUUCUUUUGAUGACGUUGCUUGGCGUAUUGGGUGGACAGAUUUUUCGAGAUGGACUUCCCAUAUUUUUAUCAAGUAUUCUAAGAGUUCUGGGGAAUUCUUUUGCUGGUUCCGCCCUUUUUCUUCUUGGUGUUAGAAUGGUGGGAAAGAACACUCAUCUCCAAGGAUCCGGAUUUCUUUUGCCAACUGUUCUCAUCAUUGUCAAAUUAUUAGUACUACCUUUAGUCAUCCGACAAACGGUUAACAUCACAAACGCUGGCGCUAACUUCACUGAAACAACUGAUCUUAGUACAUUUGGAUUCUUGUACGGAACAUUUCCAGCUGCACCGGGCGUUUUUGUUGUUGCAACAAGAUACAACACUGAUGUUGAUAUGAUUGCAUCGUCUAUGGUUGCAUGUACAUUUGUUUCCGCACCAUUGAUGUUCAUUUCAGCGAAAAUGAUUUCAAUAACCAACCUCAACCCUUCAGAUUAUUUGAAGGAAUUAGACAAUUUCGCUUUCGACACAAGUAUAAUAGCAAUUAGUGCCGCAAUUUUUGUUCUUCUAUUGUUUACAGUUACGAAAAAAUUUAAACGCUUGCCACAUAGAAUUACUUGUUGUUUAUUAAUAUCACAAAUAAUAUCAAGCAUUGGCGUUAUCUUAUGGUCAAAGCUUGGACAAGAAGUCGAAUGGAAAAUGUACCUACAGUUUGGUUUCUUUACCAUCGGACAAUACGCUUCGAGAAUCUGGACAGCUUUUCUGGCAAUAACGCUUUUAUUUCUUAACUCAAGAAGUUUGUGUUUCGCAUUAAAACUCUGGCCUUUCUUCCUCAUCAUUGGCUUCGGUGUGCCAACUAUAUUGACAGCUAUUUUAUUUUUAAUUGAUAUGAAGAACAUUCUUCCAAAAGAGAAACAGAACCCAAGCUUUCAAUUUGGAAAUGUCCAAGCUGUAAUCUCAGUUUUUCUUUUAGUAAUGUGCUUUCUUGUAACUGUUGGAUGUUUGAUUCUUCAUCAACGUUACAAAAAACGAUUUGAAAGAUAUUUGACGCUAUCAAAAGAAGUUGCAGCUCCUGAUUCUGAUGCUUCAGAUACAAUAACAACAGCAACAAGUUCAACUGCAAAUCUUAAUGGUUUAAUUGCCAGAAAUGAUUCGGGAAUAAACUUCACAAUAAACAAUGUCAGACGAAGACGAUCUAUAUCUUCAGAUGAUGAUGACGAUGGUGUUGGAUGUUCCGGAAAUGCUUCAAAUGGCGAAUGUUGCUCAGCAUCUAUUAAGAAAGUAACGCAAGCUGUUGUUGAUAUUGAAGAUAUUAUACCAAAAAAUUCGAAUGUUGAUGUCACAGCUAAUAGCUUAUGUUCCACACAGUUUGGAUGUGCAAGCACAUCAAGACAAGCUUGUCAUUCACUUGUUCAAAGAUAUCAAGAGAACUCUCAUUAUGAUUUGGAACCAAUUGAAUAUGAAGAUAAUGUUGAUACUUAUCAAGUUCUUAAGCAUACAGUGCUGCUAAUUCUUCUUCUAUGCUCAAUGUUUGUUAGCUUCGCUUUAACUAUAUGGACGCUUAUAAUGGAAGGAAUGUCGGGAAUUUAUGUUGAGUUAUGUUUCCUUGAUGCUUUCCUAAACUUUGGACAAAGCUUAAUAGUUUUGGCAUGCUUCAUAAAUGAUUCUGGCGAACUUUUCGAACCUUUAAUUGUUAUUGCUAAAAAGCUUUGGUAUGGAGCGAAUGCUUUAAAGAUUCCUGAUUGGAAUGACUUAUCUAAUGAGACGAAGCAUGUUUGUGAACAAUUCACAACAUAUCAUCUUGACAGAUGUCGUAAGGCAAUAGCGAAAGACAAACGUUGGAGGAUUAAAGUAUAUAAGAAAGUAUUUUACGGAACGAUGUUCGUUGAUUACCUAAUUGAAGUCGGCCUUGCUCGUGAUCGAACAGAAGCUGUAACAUAUGGGAAAAGACUGAUUGAUGGACAUGUUAUGAGACAUAUAAACAAUUGUCAUCACUUUGCUGAUAAAAAAUUAUUAUUCACAUUUUGUAGUCGUCUGUAGAGAUAUAAAUCCCAAAACCAAUGAAAAUGGUACAAUAAUUGAUGGAAAGUAAAUACAAAGUGAUAUGUUUUUUUCUUAUUUAUUCUGUUAGAUUUCAUAUGAAUAAAUAAUUAUUUUAUUAGAAUGAGCUCGAACUUUUGAUGAUCAAUUACAGCCAUGUUGAUAUGAUCACAAAAAUUCGAUGAUAUUAAGUUAUUUAUAAUGGUGAAUUAUUAUUUCAUGUCCAGUUUAGAACACAAGAAAAACCUGAAGCUCGAAAUUACCUAAUGCAAAUGAUUAUCCAAAGUAAAUAUAAAUAAUCUAAGUCCCUAUCAAAAACUGCAAAAUAACUUUAUGUUAUUUUACAAAAAAGUUCUUUUGUAGCAAUUAUCUUAUUAAGAAAGUGAAUUAGUUAUGUUUGUGAAUAUUUUAUUUAAUCUCAAAAUAAACAAAACCUCAGUCAAAUAUUUUUUUUUCUUAUUUUGUUUUUCAAAAACUUCUGUAUAACUUAAAAAUGAUAUCUACCUAAUUUAACGGAUUUUUUAUUUUUUGAAUAAGGGGACUUCAACUGUGAACAUUUUGUAAAUUCGGGAAAACAAAAAUAUUUGAAAUAAAAUAGUGAAAAAUAAACUUAUUCAUAGAUUAAAAUAAACUAUCAAUAGAUAUUUAAAAGUCUUACAAAUAUGUCUCAAUCUAUUUGGGUGAAUUUCUUCGCUAAUGCAGGCAUUCCUGCUCCAGCCAAUGCUACUUAUGCACACAUAUUUGUUAAAAACAGAAUCGCCAUGGAUAUGCUCUCUGAAAUAAAUAAGGAAUAUCUUCGUGAGAUGGGAAUUACCGCUAUAGGCGAUGUCAUAAGCAUUUUGAGACACUCAAAAAAGGUACAAGAAGAGAUCCUACAAGACAACUUACUCUCUCAAAAUAAGAAAAUGCCUAUUGCAAAGACAAUACAAAUUGUUGAGUCUGAGUCCAAAGUUUCUUCGACAAAUGCUGAUAAAGUGAAAAUUGCUCGUCGAGUUCUUCCAGAACAUGAAGGAAAAUAUCAGGUGCAUUUACCAAAGGGUUCGACAAAGAAAAGUCAAGAGAUUUUAGCAAAAUAUUCAGCUAUGCAAUCAGACAAAAUUAAGAAAAAAUCAAUAUUCGAACGAUUAACAAAGAAAAAUGAGGAUAUCAUGGAAAUCUCUCCGAAUGAACCACAGAAGAUGAAAGCGACAAGUUCUUCCAUUUUUAAGCGUUUGGGACAGUAUAAAGGACUUGACAAAAAAUCUUCUGGAAUUUUAAAGAACUCUCCACAAAACCCCGAAACUAAAUUAAAAAAUUUAAAUGCGUUCAAGAAAGUUAUGAUGAGCAAUCCCAGCCGUUUAUCUUCAAGUGAAUCAGAGAUUGAGGAUAUAUCAGUAGAUAAAAUGGAUUACGAUGACAGCAAGCAAGUAAAAUUUUCCCCUGCUGUCGAAGUUCGUGUUUAUCAACAACGUUAUGCAAACACAGGAGUACAAAAUUUUAAUCGAGCACAAGCCAUGAAAACAGAUGGCAUAAAGUCAAGAUUGGGUAAACGUAAAGCUGAACCAUCUGUGUCAUCGCUACACAACACAAUAAAAACUGUCUCAAUGAAACCGCGAAAUGGUUCGACAUCACCUAAGGCUAAUAUGAGCAAAAUGAAAUCUGAUAACAUGUUAUUGUCAAAGAUGUCAGUUCAUAAAAGGUUGGAUGUAAGAAAUCGAAAAUUCUCAGUUCCUUCACAAAAAAUGAAAUAUUCUUCAAUGUCCAAAUCAUCUCCAUCAACAUCAAAUGUGUUUAAGCGUUUGGGUCAAGCAACAACUUAGAUGUCAGUUCAAUACAUGUAUGAUCAUGUAUCUCUCAUGAUUAAUUUCAAUAAAAUGUCAAGUGUUUAAAAAAGAAAUUAAGAAAAUUACGUUCAAUGACGUUUUAUGUAAUCAUUAAGUAUCACAAGAAAAAAUUUGUAUAUAAGAUAACUUAUCAUGAAAAUUUUGUGUACCAGUUUUAAAGCAAAACUUUUAAAUCUGAAAAUAAAUCGUGGAAAUAAAUCAUUUAAAUCAACC